This is a messenger RNA of Kwoniella shivajii, 717 nucleotides long. RefSeq lists its product as uncharacterized. The transcript is spliced from 4 exons. Bases 1 to 717 code for a protein of 238 amino acids. Gene Ontology annotation, molecular function: DNA-binding transcription factor activity, RNA polymerase II-specific. Lineage: Eukaryota; Fungi; Basidiomycota; Tremellomycetes; Tremellales; Cryptococcaceae. Gene Ontology annotation, cellular component: nucleus. The record is from RefSeq and is a predicted model, not a curated record.
AUGGCAUGGUACCUCAAAGCAGGUGAUCUAACUUCUUACUCCCUGUUCGAGCAUAGCAGGCCGUCGUUCACAGAGGACGAACUAAGAGAGCUUCGAUGGCGUAUGGAUGUUGACUAUAUCAGGCUCUACGGGAAUGCAAUAGCUAUGCGAGCUGCCCAAUCUCGACUCAUGCGUCGCAGUAAGGCCAGUGUGAUCAACUCGACUGAGGGUCCAUUUAUCAUUGAAGCUGUAGACGCGGCAGUCUCGUUAAUCAAAUAUGGAAUAGCUUUGCAUGGAAAAGGAAAUCUCAGACAUUGUCCAAGUCGGACAUUCUUGAGACUGGCGGUAUCAUUCGGGGCAGUGGCUCAACCAGAACAAGAGAUUGUCGACCUUCAAUACGCGUUGAUCGAAGCACUGUCAAAAGCUAGCGUGGACGACGAUCAUGUCGCGGCGUACCUUGCCAAGAUGCUCAACAGAGUAUUCCCGUCUUUCCCGACAGGACCGGUCCAGGUGUCCAACGAUUCUGAAACUUCUACCAAUCCUUCCGCAGCCGACGACCGAAAUCUGUUGUCUCUUUUUGGGCUCGAGAGCGGCAUGCCUAUAGGUUCUGCCUUCGAUGGACACAUGGAUCUUGUCCCUGGUUUCGGCUACGACCCCCGAUCCAUCGUGUCUGAUAUCGAGGAAAUGCUCGCAGUUUCGGAUGAGUACCGUACCAAUCUCAACUAUAAUACGAUGUAA